Messenger RNA from Aspergillus eucalypticola CBS 122712, 1335 nucleotides. RefSeq lists its product as uncharacterized. The record is from RefSeq and is a predicted model, not a curated record. NCBI's taxonomy places the organism in Eukaryota, Fungi, Ascomycota, Eurotiomycetes, Eurotiales, Aspergillaceae. Gene Ontology annotation, cellular component: TRAPP complex; Golgi apparatus. The coding region runs from base 1 to 1335 and encodes 444 amino acids. Gene Ontology annotation, molecular function: protein binding. The transcript is spliced from 4 exons.
AUGGAGGCUUCGCCAACUAAACACGCCCGCAAUGUCUCUAGAUCUUCACGGCCGCGUAGCACAACGAAGGGUCCUUUAGAUCAGCCAGAUGACCCGCUCGGCUCCGAAACAGUGAACACAGCCGCAUCCCCAAGGCCGGCUACAGCAGACUUUGCUGGAUUUACCGGCGCUUCGUUUAGCAGACUGGAUCCAUUGGGGCCAGAUGAACUGCCACCAACAGUGGAGAAGGAUCUCUCGUACUUGCUUCGGUAUGAUGUAUAUCAUUCGCUGUCUCAGGUAGAAAUACCGCACGCUCUUCGCUCUGAGUUCCUUGCUCCAACGUCAGAUGAAUCGCUGUCCACAAGCCUAGCCACCCUUGAGCGGCUUCUGGCUGAAGGUCACUUUCUGCUCGCUGCUUAUUUGUGUGGGACGAUCUUAACAUCCUCGUUGAUCUCGCCUACUGACAUCAAACGAAUCUUUGCUCUCUUUUACACUCGGCUAGCGUGCCUGCAACUGUCAGGAAAUACGAUCAUUGCAGCGCAAGAGUCAAAGGCGCUUGAAGACCUGAGCUCCGCCUUCUAUUAUGUGGAACCGAUUGCUGGGACGUCUGAUAAGCACCCAAACUAUCCUCGUCACAUCGUACCAUGGCCCCUACGAGUGCUGGCUAUUAGACUCCAGAGCAUUGGAUUCGGCGACUCACGUAGGGGCAUUGGCGGACUCUACGAGGUUGGCUUGGAAGCACGAAGGGAGAUUUUGCGGCCAGAUGUGGACCCCGAAGAGCGCAAGUUGUGGAGAGAGCGAUUGUCUGACCUCGGCAUGAGGAAUGUGAACGCGCUCAUUGAGAUGGGGGAUCUGGAUGCUGCUAGGAGAUCUCUCGCCAGCUUGCGAAUAGCAGAACCGGAAAGUGAGAUCAAUAAACUGAGAAAAGUACUUUUGAUGCUCAUAAUUGGCGAUCUUGAUGCUGCGAGGCAGGUAUGUGGCGAGGCGAGCGAUGCCGGGAACACCGUGUUUCGCCCGCUCCUCAGUAUGGCCGAGGGUCGGUACGACGACGCAGUGGCUGAAUGGCGCGCCUUACUUGGCAACGAGGAACGCAGACCCGAUGAGUCCAUGAUCUCGCAGAACCUGGCGGUGUGCUUGUUGUACACUGGUAGGUUGAACGAAGCACGUGAGGUCCUCGAGUCACUGGUGCACGCAAACCACUCGUUCUCGAGUCUCGUGUUCAACUUGUCAACCGUCUACGAACUAUGCUCUGAUAAAUCCGCCAAGCUAAAGACCGACCUUGUAGAAAGAGUGGCCAGACAACCAGUCACUGGGACUACUAAUCUUGAUCGGCCCAACGGGGACUUCAAACUUUAA